GCAUUAACAAAUCACGUCUGUUUUGAAAUCGAAAAAUCGGAAAAGAUAAACGAAAUGGCGGUAGACGAGAUUGGAGGUUUGUAAGAUCACAGGUCAUUGCUUAACUUUAAGGAAUGGGAGAAAAACAGGAAUGUUCAAUAAGCGAUUUAAAUGUUUUAAGUGAUAAGUAAACUUUGGGAUACUUCAGUUCUGGUGCCGUAUGCUAUUGACACUUUGGAAUAAAUGACUCUUUUGAAGGCAACCUACGGCGAUGAUGGGUCAGGUUUUUCAAAAUUGUGAGAUUAAGGAGCCUGGCAUUUCCUCAAGUUUUGGAAACAGCAAUUAACGUAACUGUAAUCCACGAUACACAUACAUGUAUCACUGAAUGCCUUCAGAAAAAGUGAUCGACGAAAGUUUGAAUAAAUCACCUACCCGAUUAAUCCUUUAAAAUGCGUCUAAUCACUAACAGUUCAGUCAACAGUUCGGUUGACGCUUCGUCAACAAGGAUAGGAGAAUGAGUGCAGCUGUGUUGACUUCUGAUAAUUCCAAUUGGAGACCUACAGUUGUUCAAAUCGCACCGUUUUUGCACGACAACAGAAGUUAUUUAAAGUCAAGACCUUCCUCCUCCAUUACGUAUUCAGAAAGUAGAGAGAAGCGACAUUAUCCAGUCUUAGCUGUCACCCGCACAAAUUCGUUCACUACCACAGGUCCAGAUAAACCAGCAAAUGAAGACGUAUUAAAUGUGCCAUUCUCCGGACGACCUCCCAGAGAGUUCAUCAAAUCAUAUUACAGAGGGAAAAUUCUUAACCACGACAACUACUUGAAUGUAUCUUCUACUGACUGUGUUGAAAAAAAAUGCUCGAUUCAGGAUUUAAAUUCUCAAACUUUGGAUUUCCACACAGAAUCUCAAACUGAAAAUCAGAUGGAUCAGUCUCAGUUCCUAGCAAUGAAUAAUAAAGCCGCGAAAUCUGUUUUAUCAGAGAGAAAGUUCUUUUACGGCACAAAUGGAAUUAUGCGAAAUUUAAAUCUAACUCCAGGAGAACUUGAGUUACAGAAGCAUAAAGAAAAUUAUGCACGUGAACAGGCUCAAAGGAAAAAGAAAUAUAAGCUGAAUGUGAAUCAGCUUCCCCGAAGUACCACCCCAAUAAAUGACCAUGAUCCUGAUAAACUGAACAUGAAACAGGUCAUCCAAUUUCUUCAAAAUAAAAGUGAAAUAAAAAUAGUGUCUAAAAAGCAACCUGGAAAAUUAUCUAUAAACCCUGAUCCCCCAAAGUUAAGUACAAUUGGUGUGCGACCAAAAACCGAUACAAUGAUAGCACGCCAGCGGAUCAAUCCUGACUCUGUUCGUCCUAGUACAGAGCUUCCUAAAGAGGAUGGAAAAUCCGAGUCAGAAUCCAGGAUUGAUAGUCGAAGCUCGUCUUACAGUAGGGAUUCCUUCGGAUCAAGAUCUGUUCUGUCUACCCAAAGCGUCCCUAUUAUGGACGCUAAAGGAAAGCGAAAUAACUCCAAAAUGAACCAAUCCUCCAGAUCUGUUAAGGACAGAGGGAGGCAUUCACGCAGAAGUGUAAAAGAAUUCAAACUUCACAGAUUUUUAGCCUUAGCCCCAAAUGGAAUGGGACAAACUACAACUCCAAACAAUCAGGUUGAAGAACCAAGACCAAUUUACAUUUCAGAUAAGGAAAAAUCUAGUGAAAAACAAAUUAAAAGAAAAGCUAGUGAUGACUUUCAAGGCCAUAUUACUUACCGUUCCCCCAUGAUUAGAGAACAGGUGCCGGCAUAUCAAUUUAGUGAAAAUAAGCUAGAAGGCAACAAAAUUAGUGCUAGGGAAGAAACGGGUACGUGGAAGUUGGAGCAAAGAAAAGUUUCCAGAGCGUCUAGUUUUAUGCAUCGCAAAGCUUUAACACAAUAUAGAGAAAAGGUUCGCUUGGUAAGAGCUGAACAUUCUGAGGAAGGUGACGAACUAAAGAACACAACGAUCAGGCUUCCUAGUGUCCAUGACUACGAAGACAGUGUUCGACAUCUUGAAUCAGAAGAUGAUGAAACAAUAUCUGGCGACAUUUCUUAUCCAGAACAGGAUGAAAAAGGACACGAAAUUGCUUCUCUCCUUUCCAGCAGGUCAGACCAAACGUGUAACCGUAGUGUUAGCUACCAUCCCUCACUUGUUAUCCAAACAGACUACCUGGAUAACAACAACAAUACCAACAGAAAACUCCUAGUCAACAUUCCUAAACAAAAUGAUUCAAGUAGUAAAGAGAUGAUAAAGUUAACUCUUCGUCAGGAAAAAGACGUUACUCGUGAACAAAGUUACAUGCAUGAUAUUGCAACACCAAGAGAACAUAAUGUGUAUACAAUGAUGUGUCAACAUCUGAAACAAACUCUACCAUUGUCAGAUGACAACAGCUUGUACAAUAGAAGAGUGUAUCGUAUAUCUGCAGUGUCCAUAAAUGAGGACAAAAAGUAUGAUACACUUCCGGAGGGCACGUCACUGACGGUCCAUGAAACCUUAGCCAAUAGCUGUAUCAAAGUUAGGCAGAAACUGAAAGGAGCUGUUCACAAUGAAUGACCUUAAAUUUAUUUAGUUUCACUGUAGUUUAGUUGAAGACUCUUUUUAAAAGAAGGAAAAUUAAACGUUGAUUGUCGUAUUUAAAGCUGCGAAGUAUUAAAUUUAAAUUGAAGACAGAGCUAAUACAAAUUAAAAAUGUUAUGCAUUGAACAUACCGGUAGUU
Molecule: messenger RNA, 2705 nt
Organism: Saccostrea cuccullata (small rock oyster)
Lineage: Eukaryota; Metazoa; Mollusca; Bivalvia; Ostreida; Ostreidae
Exons: 2
Coding region: 494-2542 (682 amino acids)
Source: RefSeq, a predicted model, not a curated record